This is a messenger RNA of Ictalurus furcatus (blue catfish), 2967 nucleotides long. RefSeq names its product cell adhesion molecule 3 (gene cadm3). Gene Ontology annotation, biological process: homophilic cell-cell adhesion. The record is from RefSeq and is a predicted model, not a curated record. The transcript is spliced from 9 exons. Gene Ontology annotation, cellular component: presynaptic membrane. NCBI's taxonomy places the organism in Eukaryota, Metazoa, Chordata, Actinopteri, Siluriformes, Ictaluridae. The coding region runs from base 238 to 1725 and encodes 495 amino acids.
AUCUUCUUUCAGUCGCACCGUUUUUGCUGCAGUAAAUGGUAGCCGUUGGAGAGGGCAAUAAAGCGAGAAAACACAACAGAAAAGAAAGAAGCCCGCUAAGGGAAGCGUGAGCCGGACAUUAUCGUGAGCACCAUCAGUGGGUAGAGAUCCCGCACGCAGCGAACGUGAAACGUGGGCUUCACAGGCACAUAUAGACGCAUAUAGGUUUUACAAGGAUUCAGCAUAACGGACAGACGGAUGAGAGAAUUUUUGCAAGUGAACAUGGCAUUUUCGUCAUUCCCACUGUCUACACUCAUUGCCCUGGUACUUCUUGUGGCAUCCAUUCAGAGCAACUCCAUGUAUGAUGAUGAUGAAGAUCCUUUCCAGCCAGUGACCUCAGAUGAGACAGUGGCAGAGGGAGGUACAGUGACUCUGACAUGCCGUGUGGCUGAGACUGAUAAUUCCUCCCUCCAGUGGUCCAACACUGCACAACAGACACUCUACUUUGGAGCUAAAAGAGCUUUGAGAGAUCACCGUAUACAGUUACAUAAGUCCACACCCACAGAGCUGUCAAUCACCAUCUCCAACGUGCAGCUGUCAGAUGAUGGAGAAUACACCUGCUCCAUCUUCACCAUGCCUGUACGGAUUGCACGAGCCACCGUCACUGUACUCGGAGUACCCGGGAAGCCAGUAAUAGCAGGUUUCGAGGAUCCAGUGCAGGAAGGAGGGAGUGUGACACUUACCUGCACCAGCACGGGUAGCAAACCUCCUGCUCAGCUCUACUGGUAUAAAGGACAGGAAAAGCUGGAGGCUCGUCCCAAUGUGGUGGAGUCAAACCCCAAUGAGCCGACAUAUACUGUGACAAGUGUGCUCACGCUGCCGGUGACCAGGAGUGAUAACAAUGCCAUGAUCGGCUGUGCUGUGGACCAUCCAUCCAUCACCAAUGCAGAGAAAAGGACAGAACAGCCUUUGAGCGUGCUAUUUUCCCCGAGUGUCUUGAUUAAGCCCGAGAGCGACCUGCCACGAGAGGGAGAGAGGUUUUCUCUGCAUUGCAUGGGGAAUGGAAACCCUGAACCCUUGUCAUUCAUGUGGCAAAAGAAAGAUGCAGAGUUCCCUCCACAGGUGAGGCCUGAUGGUGCAUACCUCCGCUUUGAGGCCCUCAACAAAUCCGAUAAUGGAGUUUACUUGUGUCACGCAGACAAUGGAAUUGGCUGGAAUGAGGGAUCGUACACCCUGCUGGUACAAGACCUGGAGGAUUCCAAAAUGAUGUUCCCCCCUUUCUUUACCUCUACCUCACCAUCUCAUUCUCUUUUUUCAUCUCUCCUUCACACUUUUUCACCUUCUUCCUCUCCUCCUCAGUCCCCUAUCCAAGCCUCUAAUGAGUCUCCCUUACUUCCACCUUCAUCCUCGCUCCCUUCAUCCACCAUUUCUUUUUCUUCUACUCCACUAUCUACCUCUUCUUUUCUCUCCCCUUCCUCCUUUCCCUCAUCUUUUCUGGUUUCUUCUACCUCUCCCUCUUCCUCUCUCUCUCUUUCCACCUCUCCCUCUUCUUCUUUCUCUCCUUCAAACUCUCUCUCAUCACUUGUCCACACCACUACUAUCUCUAACUCCCUUUUUUCUGACCUGUUUCCUCGCCACUCCUCCUCACAUACUCCUCCAACCUCAUCCCCACCUUCUCUCACUCCCCCCUUUAUCACUCCAUCCACGGUUUCCUGGCUGAAUGGAGUGUACAUUACAGGUAAUUAAUUGCAGAGACCAACACACACACACACACACACACACACACACACACACACACACACACACACACACGCAAAUAUAUUUGAAUAUUAUUGUAUUAAUAGGCUUGCAUUAUAACAUGAAUUACAAAAACUCAAAUUGUUGUACCUCUAUAGAUUUCAGUCCUUGUGUAUGUGCAUAUGUUUGUGUGUUUGUGUGGGUGCUGUGUGUGAGAGCAAAAUAGACAUUAUUUUUAGGUGCAGGUUAGAGAACUGUUCUGAAUAUGAGCAUCUGCUCUUCAGUUCAGCAACAAUACAGGAUUUAAUAAAACAUCACUGGCUACAAAGCCAAGAUUAUCCCAAUAUACUAUCUAAUACAACAACCUAGCAUCUACUUCACGGUUUAACAAAGCUUUGGCACUAACAGAGCAACAUUUGUUCUGUAUAUUUCAUUAUUUAUGUGCAAAUCCUUCUUUGCAAAUACUUUUAGCUUGUAAUGGAUAUUGCAGUCAGUUAUGUUGCUUUGAAACAAAGAGAGGUGUAGACAAAUUUCAGGUGAAAUUGUACAAAACUGGCAUAUGAGUCUAAACACACAAUUUAAGUUCAAGGCAAUGUGCAAAGUGCAUUUAUCUCCCUCAAGCAUAUGCUUUUAUAAGGAUCCAAGCAAAAAAGGAAUGGAAUAUUGGAAGUGCAGCUAAUUGCAUUUGGGUAUAUAACUAAUUGACAGUUAAUGGCCAGUUAAGUAAAUAAAAUUCUUUUAAAAUGUUUUUGUAAAAUUCAUUUUACUAAAAUGCUAAUUUUCUAAAUGUUGCAGAAGCUAUAGAUCAUAUUUAUUUGUUCUUCUACAAAGUUUUCAGUUGGCUUUUGAAAUAUUUCAUGUUUAAACCGAAUUAGUAAACUGUAAAGUUGUAUUUUUGUGCUUUACCUCCUAACAUAUGCCAUCUGCCCUUAAUAGUCAUACAAAUGCAAAAACUAAUGUACAAGCACUUAGUGCAAGUUGUGUGCUUAGGUGUACAGCUGCUGUAUGUAAUCAUAUCCUUUUAUCCUUCCUUUUAUUCCCUUUAAAAUGCAGCACAGCUUUCUAGUAAUGUCCACAUUUUCCUAAUAAUGUACAAUUAGUUUUCGUUUAGAAAACUAAUUAUCUCAAUGAAAAAUUUUUAGAGGGUGUGAUAACUAAUCGUCUUAGUCAUUCUUUUACUUUUACUAAUUAUAUAAGUAUGUGUUAAUGAAUGUCUGAUUUCACUGAGUUGUUAGUUCUGAUUUGUUAUGA